Messenger RNA from Nanorana parkeri, 831 nucleotides. Its product is annotated as homeobox protein vex1-like. The transcript is spliced from 3 exons. The record is from RefSeq and is a predicted model, not a curated record. Lineage: Eukaryota; Metazoa; Chordata; Amphibia; Anura; Dicroglossidae. Gene Ontology annotation, molecular function: DNA-binding transcription factor activity, RNA polymerase II-specific; DNA binding. Bases 1 to 831 code for a protein of 276 amino acids. Gene Ontology annotation, biological process: regulation of DNA-templated transcription.
AUGGAGAAGAAGUCUUACUCUGUGCAAUGGCUGUCAGAGAGCAGUCACAGGAAUACCACUUACCCUAGUGUGGAUUUAUUGACAUGCAGAUCUGGUACAUCUGCCCUUCAGUAUCAUAAGGAGCUCAGUGCUCUUGAAAUGGAGCAGCCAAUCACAACAACUAUCUGCAAUGAGAAGGAAAAUCACUUUGACCACACAACAGCACUUUACCAGGUCCAAAGAACCCAGGCAGAAGCACAUGAUGUGAUCAUGUCUAGAAAGUCAUUCAAGAAAGUCUCACUUUGUAAGCCAAGUCCUGUCCCAGAGAAACAUCAGUGUUUGGACACAGACAGCGCUAAAAGCCCUGAAUCUCUUUCUGAGGAGGAGGCCACAUCCAGACCACGUACUAAAUUCACCAAAGAGCAGCUUCGAGAGUUGGAGAAGAGCUUUAAGGAGCACAGGUACAUUGGCUCCAAUGAGAAGAAGCGGCUGUCCAAGGUGCUGAAGUUAUCAGAGAACCAGAUUAAAACAUGGUUUCAAAACAGGAGGAUGAAGUUCAAGCGUCAAAGUCAAGAUGCCCAAGUAGGAGCUUUCUUUUCUGGACUGUACAUGCCUUAUUAUGGCUACUCAGAUUUUCAGACCCCGGCCGGUCCUGCACUCCCUGGACUGGCCAUGCCCCUUGCCCCUCCAGCAUCUACCCCUCAUCUCACACCACUUUCUGCUACAGUGAUUAGGCCGGGAAAUCCUUCAUCAUCCAUGCUACCUUCAAACCUUGGAUCUUACCCGUGCCCUUCAGUUCUAAUCCAUCCAUCACUUAAGGAGUCAGCUGGGCUAAGAUACUCACCAUAUUAA